This is a messenger RNA of Zophobas morio, 1362 nucleotides long. RefSeq names its product Pinocchio (gene Pino). The record is from RefSeq and is a predicted model, not a curated record. Bases 16 to 888 code for a protein of 290 amino acids. The transcript has 5 exons. NCBI's taxonomy places the organism in Eukaryota, Metazoa, Arthropoda, Insecta, Coleoptera, Tenebrionidae.
UUAAAAAAAAUAUAUAUGCAGACAUCCAGGUCCUGUAUAAAUUUUACCUGCAACAAUAAUCACCAUCUUUGUCUCGUCGUUUUUCACCUAAUACCCAAGAAUCCCACUAAUCCCAGCCCCCUUCCAUCCUUAUCAUCAUCACAAUCGCAAAACAUUCGCCGCCUCGUUAAUAACCCCAGAUCGAGCAAAAGUCUUCGACCUGAAUGGCAUUUCAUCCAGUCGGCUGGUCGCAGCGUUGCAAACCGGACUGCAGCGAAGAAACCUCCCGAAGUGCAGUGCGCCGCCCCUCCUCGCCCCCGUGCCCCCAGCAGACGCCGCAAGAUGCUCCGAGUGGAAAGUAACACCCAGCUCGCAGGGUUCACCGAGUUCGAGGAGGACAUCCUCUUCGACCAGGACGACCCGGACUUCGACGGGGUGACUUCCUUGUCGGCCGUGCCUGUCAUGCUCAAAGUUCAUGGGAACAUGUCUCUUGCCAGUGUCCAUCCCGCCGAGCUCCACUCCAGUCAUAGCUCGCUGACGACCCUCAGCCACAGUCUCGACGACAUCACCGAGGCCGCCUGGAGCCCCCAGGUCCACUCCGACCACGUCUUGACCAUCGAAGAACUGCGCCUUCAAAUGACCAGCUGCUUCACUUGCGGCGUGUCCUGGAGCGACAGCCACGUGUCGCUCGACUGCUCCGAGUGCGGGGGCUACGCCCUCGAGCGACCGUGCCCCGAGUGCGAGGGGGCUUGCGGCGCCAAGUGGAAGCGGGACCUGUCGAUGUCUCACGCCAGCAGUAAAGCUCGCUGGGAGGGGAAGUGCGCCAAGAAGCCCCAGCAGCCCCCCAAGAGCAGCCUCAGCUCGCAGGAGCUCAGUCUAAAGCUGGAGAAACUUAGUGCCAAUUCAUGACGCCAUUUCACCAUCUAACUUUCGUUUCAGAUUUAUAGAAAAUGUACCUAAACAGGGUUUACUGAUUAUUUAUAUUUUUCGUUAAUUAAAUUAAAUUAUGUAUGCAUUUUGUAUCGAUGCUGUGACUCAGUGAAACCUGGUUCGGUUGGGUUUUCUUGUGUUUUGACUGAAUCGUAAUUAGCCUAACGCAUCACCUGGUUACGACGCCGAUGGGCGAUUUGGUUUGUAAUUUAGGUGUCUUCGCUUUCUUUGGGUUUUAUAUUAAAACCAAAGUUUUUGACGUUUGUUAUAAGAAUCGAUAUUUUAUGGAAAUUUCAGUGGAUCCGCGAUCUAGUAGGCAAAUUGUACUUUGGAGAAUAUAGACCGUUGAUAUUAUUAUGAUAGUAUUUAUCAAAUUUCAUAUUUUUUUUAAUGGACUGAUUAUAAAGCAACUGUAAGUAUGCUCUAAUUUAAUAAAAUUUAUUAAUGCAUAAA